Molecule: messenger RNA, 7075 nt
Organism: Owenia fusiformis
Lineage: Eukaryota; Metazoa; Annelida; Polychaeta; Sabellida; Oweniidae
Source: the annotation of a GenBank genome assembly
UCUAAAUUCAAAAGAUUUGUUGUCUAAUAGAACAUUGAUUUACUACAACAACAGAGUUUUGAAGGAUCAAAAUAAGGUAAUGAUAGGCGAGAAUUGUUGGAAUUGAUCCUGAUUCAACAGUGUGCUCUAGUGGAGCAUCGAUCUACAAUCACUAAGCAGCCGAGCACGUAGAACCUCUGGAUGUAUACCUCUCGAUAUUAAAAUGUCAUAAAACAUGGGAUAGAUGAUUCAAAUUCAAUGAGAGGGGACGGUUUGGUAAAGUGACGGGAGCACCUCAACAUGUCCAAAAGGCUAGGGAUAGUAAGCCAUGGAGUCUCAAAAUAUCGGGAUGAUGAUUCCCAUUCAAGACACAGCGAGCUUAGCGACAUUGUUGACAAGGCAGAUGAAGAACGCGGAAAGGACGCUACUGAGAAAACCAGUAUUAAAAGUUUAGAAAACUCUCCAGAUGAUGGUACCACCAUUACGGUACCACAGACGGCGGAUGCUGUCAACGAGGAUAAAGACGCUGACGUAGAUGCAACAGUGAGCAAUGACACUGGUCACGCCUCUGGGUCCCGGGGAGAUCUGGAGGAGAUACCAAAUGAGGAAAAUGAUGACGAUAAAGAAGACGAUGAAGAUGAAGAGGAAUCGUUUGUUUUAUUCACUAGGAAAUCAUAUGAAAAUCUAGUCCAUAGAGAUAUUGAACGUAAACAAAGAGAGAAAGAGAAGGCCAAGCCUAAGGAGGGGCGUUUAGUUGACGGCGAGCUAGUCUAUGAUGACGACGACGAUGACGAUGCAAAAGAGAGGGAUCCCUCCCUGGUGGAGGGCAACACUCUCCCAUCUCAAUACGAAUGUCCAAAGAAGUAUUACGGCAAAGCAUUAGAGGAUUUAGAUAAAGCUAUAAAAGACAAGUCAUUUAUCGUCAUAUCUCCACGAUUUGGAAAGAAAUAUAUACACAGAUACUCUGCCAACAAAGCCUGGUUUUGUUUGGCCCCAUGGAAUCCAUUGCGUCGACUAGCAAUAUUAGUUGGAUCAAAUCAGUUCUUUGAAUACUUUGUCAUCAUCACUAUCCUUGUUAACAUGGUCUUCUUGGCUCUCACCACGCCCAUUGAUGUGUCUGAAUAUGUCUUCUUAGUUAUAUACACUGCUGAGGCGCUGGUAAAGUUACUCUCUAGGGGGUUUAUCCUGGAUGGUUAUACUUACCUGAGAGAUCCAUGGAAUUGGUUAGAUUUCUUUGUUAUAUUAUUAGGGUACUUCACAAUGAUUCUAGAGUUUUCUGGCAGUGGAGAAGUAUUUGGAGGAAAUCUCCAGGGUCUGCGUACAUUCAGGGUCCUGAGGCCGCUCAAAACAGUGUCAAUCAUUCCUGGUCUGAAGCUUAUAGUAAACGCACUGAUCAAGUCCAUGCGUAUGUUACUGGAGGUUAUGAUUCUCACACUCUUCUGUAUGGCAGUGUUUGCCCUAUUCGCCAUCCAAGUAUAUGUUGGUGUGCUGCGACAGAAAUGUGUGUUAGAUCUUCCAAGCAACUGGCAUGAUUUAAGCAAUAACUCAGAUGUUUACUACUUAGAUUGGACAAAGGAUACAUCCCACUGGCUGGAGGAUGAGGAUCAAUAUUUUAUCUGCGGCAAUAUUUCAGGAUCAGCUCAAUGUCCUGCUGGCUACACCUGCCUACCUGAUAUAGGGAGUAACCCCAACUAUGGCUACACAAGCUUUGAUCACUUCGGAUGGGCUAUGCUCACUUGCUUCCAGUUAGUUACCCUAGACUUCUGGGAAGAUGUAUACAAUAAGGUGAUAAGUGCCAAUGGUCCCUGGAACAUCAUAUUCUUUUGGUUUGUUGUCUUCUUUGGAGCAUUUUACCUGGUCAACUUGAUGUUAGCUGUUGUAACUAUGUCCUAUGAAGAGGAGGCCACAAAUGCAGGAAAAGACAAAAGCAGGGAAAAGGAGAGAGAGCAAGCAGCCAAAGAUGCUCAAAAGAAGAAAAAAACAAGAUAUGAUUUGAAAAAUCUCAAAGCUAAACUUGAUAAAGAUGAUACAAAAGGAGAUAAAUUGAAGAAAUCCAAGAAGAGUAAAUCAAAAUCCACAGAAAGUGCCAAAAAUAGUCAAAAAAAUAGUUCUGAAAAGACAGAUGAGGAUGGACGUCUUAAAAGUGCAGGAAGCAGCAGUAAUCAAAGUGAUGAUGCAGUAAGACAAGGAGCUGAUAGCGGGAUGGGCAGUAGUGAGAAAAUGACUACAUCUGAUAUGAUGAUGACACAGGAUUCAAAUGAGACCUCUAUUGAAAUCAUGUCAUCUCCAACCAAGGGGCAAUCCCAGCUAUCCACAAGCGGAGUGGAGGUAGAUACAGAUAGCACCAAAGGUGAAGAUAAUCCUGCUUAUCUGAGGGAGAAUGACACAAUUGAGAGAAUCAAAACUGACACCGGUGAAGUCAUAGUCAUAGUUAAAGAUGGCAGUGGUAAAGAACUCAGAGACCGAAACUGUUCAUGCUGUACAAAGUGUAAAUGUGACUAUAUCACUUGGUUGAAGUUCCAAAACUUCUUACAUAUGAUUGUGUCAGAUGUGUUCUUUGAUCUCUUUAUCAUGUUGAUGAUUCUCACAAACACCAUUGUCUUGGCAACAGAACAAUACAACAUGACAGAUGCACACAAACAGCUGCUCAAAAUUUCUAACUAUGUAUUUACUGGGGUAUUCACUGUAGAGUGUGUAUUAAAGUUAUUCGCAUUGAGUAGGGACUACUUCAGAAGUGGCUGGAACAUCUUUGACUUUGUUAUUGUUAUCAUGAGUCUGGUGGAUGUUGCAGUAGAGGACUUACCAGCCAUAUCAGGCCUCAGGGUUUUCAGAUUGGCUCGAGUUGUCAAGCUGGCCCAGUCUUGGCCUACGAUGCGUAUGUUGGUCCAGAUCGUCAUCAACACCCUCUCUGCCUUGGGGAACAUGUCUUUCAUCCUCAUCAUCAUCCUUUACAUAUUUGCUGUCGUCGGCAUGAACCUGUUCCAAGGCACAUACACCCAUGCGGUCUUUGGCCCACUUGAUGAGGAUAUACCCAGGUGGCACUUCGAUGACUUCUUUCAUUCAUUCUUUAUGGUGUUCCGUAUCUUGUGUGGAGAGUGGAUUGAGCCACUUUGGGAUUGUAUGAGAGCAAAUGGAACCAUAUGUAUGGCUGUCUUCAUACCCACACUCAUCAUUGGCAAUUUUAUGCUGCUGAAUCUCUUCCUUGCUUUGCUUCUCAACUCAUUUGCCACCAGCUCCCCAGCUGAUGAGAAACCCAAGGAGAAGAGUAAGUUUGCUAUUGCCUGGGAACGUAUAAAGCAUUGGUUUUCCUGCUGCACAUGUGGCCGAGGCCGUGCAGUGAGCCCCUCAGUCAAGGACCAGAGAGAUCGUGAAGAGAAGAAAGAAAAGAAUAGCUUGGCUUUUACAAGUGAUUCUCAGAAUGAGUCUUCUAUCAAAAGUGAUUGUCAGAUCAUAGAGAUGGAGCCUAUACAAUCCAAUGGCACAAGUCACUCAUCAUCAGAAAACAUAGAGGAGAGGAAUAACCAAAUUAACACUGACAAACUUCUAUCUCCUAAUAAUGUCAAUGGCAUUCUAAAGAAUAAACCUGAAGUAAAGGAUCCAUUCAAAACAUCAAGAGAUCAAUAUGUCUCAUUUGAAGGUGAAUUAGAGCAGCAGAAAAAAGAAGCUGAAAAGAAAAAGAAGAAAGGGCAAGAACUAACCCUUGCAGAUAUAAAACCGAAAAGUGCCAGACCAGGAAAACGUACCCCUAUAUCUGCAGCUGAUAGGGCUAAGUUUUCAGCUCCCAACAGUGAUGGGAACAAGUAUGCGAAGGAAGGAGAUAAUGCUAGCAUUGCCACUGAAGAUGAAGAUGAGGCUGCUCCUAAAGUACAUGACUGCUGCCCCGGAAUCUGCUAUAGAAAGAUUGACUGUCUUGGUAACAUGGACAACACUGGCUUUGGCAAGAAGUGGUACCAGUUCCGUCUUUUCAUGGCACAUGUUGUGGCCCAUAAGAUCUUUGAGACCACCGUCCUUCUUCUGAUUUUCUGCAGUAGUAUAGCACUGUGUUUUGAGGAUGCUUACAUCAAUGAGCCAGAGUGGGCAGACCUUAAGCUUGCCCUGUUUUACCUCAACAUCAUAUUCAGUGUCCUGUUCACUCUUGAGAUGUUGAUGAAGUGGGUUGGACUUGGCUUCAAAAAGUACUUCACCAAUCCCUGGUCCAUUCUGGACUUCUGUAUUGUAGUGGUCUCCAUCACUGGUAUUUUGCUAGAAGCUUUAGGUCUGUCUCAGAUCUCUGGAUUCCGUGCCCUGAGGACACUUCGUGCAUUAAGACCACUUAGAGCAGUAUCGAGGUGGCAGGGGAUGAGGAUUGUUGUGAAUGCACUGAUGUACGCUAUACCCUCCAUCUUCAGUGUACUUGUUGUUUGUCUCCUCAUUUGGGUGAUAUUCAGCAUCAUGGGUGUCCAGUUCUUCAAAGGGCUCUUCCGUUAUUGUGCCCAGGAUGGAGAACGCUUGCACUACAACAUCACUGCCAACAAAACUGAGUGUUUAGCUAAGGGUUAUGAAUGGAUAAAUGCGGAUAUUCAUUUUGAUGGUGUUGGUCAUGGAUUGUUAGCCUUGUUCCAGGUGGCAACAUUUGAAGGCUGGAUGGAAGUUAUGAGAGAUGCUAUUGAUGUCACCGAUAUUGAUAUUCAACCAAGAAGAGAAAACAGUUUAUAUUAUUAUUUCUUUUUCUUUGGGUUCAUCCUGGUUGGUUCUUUUUUUACCUUGAACCUGUUCAUUGGUGUCAUCAUUGACAACUUUAACAUGCUGAAGAAGAAGUAUGAAGGGAGCUACUUAGACAUGUUCCUGACCUCAAACCAGAGGAACUACAUCAAUACACUGAAGAAGCUAGGGCAGAGGAAGCCACAGAAAACCAUCAAAAGGCCCAAGGGCAAAUUAAGGGCAUUUUUCUUUGAUGUUGCCCUUAGUAACAAGUUUGAGCUGGCCAUUGUUUCAUUAAUCAUGUUAAACAUGGGUGCUAUGGCGAUCGAACAUUACAAACAGUCUGAUACAGUGGUAAAAGCCCUGGAUAUAACCAACCUCGUAUUUACAACAGUAUUCGCCCUGGAGGCAAUAGUAAAGAUUAUUGGCAUGGGGUGGCACUAUUUCAGACGUGUUUGGAACGUCUUUGACUUCAUAGUAGUAUUUCUCUCUAUCAUUGGUGUCAUCCUGGAUGAUCUCUUAACUAGUAUAUUUAUCACUCCAACCCUUCUUCGUGUAGUCCGUGUAUUUCGUAUAGGGCGUGUACUUCGUCUCGUCAAAGCUGCAAAGGGGAUAAGGAAACUUUUGUUUGCCCUUGUGAUCUCAUUACCUGCACUGUUCAACAUUGCAUUAUUACUCUUUAUGAUGAUGUUCAUCUACUCAGUUGUAUUCAUGACAUCAUUCAGUCACGUCAAACAUACAGGAGCUCUAAAUGACCAAGUAAAUUUUGAGACUUUUGUCAAUAGUUUUGUGCUGUUGUUCCGGUUAACUACAUCAGCUGGUUGGAAUGAUGUGCUCUAUGCCCUUCAAAUCAAAGAACCAAACUGUGACCCAAAUUUCUACACAAAGAAAGAUGGAACUAAGGUUGCCUUCGAUGGUGGGGAUUGCCCUGUUGAGUGGUUAGCCAUUCUGCUUAUGGUCACAUAUAUAUUUGUCAACUUCCUUAUCAUCAUUAACAUGUACAUUGCUGUGAUUCUGGAAAACUUUAACCAAGCUCAUGAACAAGAAGAGGUUGGUAUUACAGAGGAUGAUUUUGAAAUGUUUUAUGUAAUAUGGGAGAGAUAUGAUCCCCAUGCAACACAGUUCAUCAAACUUGAUCAUUUAUCAGAUUUUGUAGCUGACUUAGAUGAACCAUUAGGUAUUGCCAAACCCAAUGAAAUUGCCAUAGUAGCAUUUGAUCUUCCUAUAGUGGAGGGGGAAAAGUUACAUUGUCUUGACAUUCUGACCUCCUUGGUGAAGAGGGUUCUUGGAGAGGUCGAAGACAGUGAGGAACUAAAGGAACUUAAACAACAAAUAGAUCAAAAAUAUAGGGAUUCGUUCCCCACUCGUGUUGCCACUGUUGUUAAAUCCACCACAAUGAGGCGGAAAAAAGAAGACGUCGCAGCAAAGACUUUACAGCGUGCUUGGCGUCGUCAUAAAAUCCAGAAAAAUAUGCGUCAAUUACAUGACGCUGCUGUUAAAAAUCUAGAACUUUCUCGAUCAAACACAAAAAUAGACUUAGGCAGGAGGUUAAGUAAUGCUAUGGGGUCGAGCUACGCAUUACGACCUAUCUCUGCCACCAGUAGGACUAGUGGUACUAGUCUAGCUAGUGCUCACAAUAAAAAUAAAUCAACAACAUCUAUAGGUGGAAAUACAUUAAAAGUCCCCACUAGUCAAGAAGAUGCUCCAGUGUAGUAUGUAUUUAGGAAAGAACAAAAGCUGUAGCUAGUUAGUGCUGUACACAGCAGGUCUGUGGAUAUUUUGGGCUCAUACAUGUAGAUUUUGCCAGCUAUAAGCAAGGAUUAGAGUAAAUUGUAACUGCCAAAAUAAAAACUAGGCCAGAUGGCAUGGAGCCAGAUACUGCAAUUGGUUGUGUCUCUUCCAGUUAUUUGGAUAUACCGCAGUGAUAUUCAUUGCACUCUCACAUGAAAAAUAUAGGUCAUUAGUCUAAUGGACCAUAUUUUCUUGGAAUGUGUGCUAUACUGUAUUUAACUGCAAAGGAGAAUAUCACUGCAGUAUCAUAGAUUGAAUAAAUACAUACAAUAUUUAAUUUCUCAUAUCUUAUAAGUAUUUUUACACUGCUGCUAUCAUAUCAUUGAUUCACUCUUCAAAACAUGGCAAUAGCAGAGGAACAAAUAUACAGAUCUUGUUACUACUAUAUACUCUGCUGUUUAUUAUCUUAUGUUUAGCUUCACUGGUACUGCACUUUUCAAAAUAGUUACUCAAACAAAACAAUUUUUCUUUUUUCCUCAUUUCACAAGUUGUGGGUAGAAUUCCCACAUUUUCAUCACAAACGUAUGUCAGUGUCAUAUGUUUAAGAAAAUCUACAUGUCUGCGAUCAAAUAGUUCAGAAGACAACAGAAUCAUUGAUUUUUAAAAUACCUCACUAUUAUUACAC